Molecule: messenger RNA, 3321 nt
Organism: Cyprinodon variegatus (sheepshead minnow)
Lineage: Eukaryota; Metazoa; Chordata; Actinopteri; Cyprinodontiformes; Cyprinodontidae
Gene: arhgef7a
Product: rho guanine nucleotide exchange factor 7-like
Exons: 21
Coding region: 258-2657 (799 amino acids)
Biological process (GO): intracellular signal transduction
Molecular function (GO): protein binding; guanyl-nucleotide exchange factor activity
Source: RefSeq, a predicted model, not a curated record
GCUUUUCCAGGUUACAGACGGACUGGAAACGGAGCAUUCAAACACAGAGCAGGAGAUCUGCUAUUUUCAUCACUAAUCAUCCGCAUCCUGCCUAGUAAAGAGGGGGUAUUUGCUCCCCCCUGCAUCUUUUUCUAUCCUUUUUUUUCUGGAGCAACAACGAUGUUAUUCUAAGGUAGCCUGCAGAUGACAGCAUAACCGGGGCGGUGAGCUGUCAAACACUCCUCUGCAGCUCUUUGUUGAAAAGGAUCCGUAGAGACAUGAAUUCAGCGGAACAGACGGUUACGUGGUUGAUCACCCUCGGGGUGCUGGAGUCGCCAAAGAAGACCAUCUCGGAUCCUGAAGGCUUCCUGCAGAGCUCCCUGAAGGAUGGAGUGGUCCUCUGCAAGCUGCUGGAGCGGCUCAGCCCGGGCUCCACUGAGAAAAUUUAUCCAGAGCCGAAGAACGACGGCGAGUGUCUGAGCAACAUAAAGGAGUUUCUGAAGGGCUGCACAUCGUUCCGCGUCGAGCCGUUCGAGGCCAGUGACCUUCUGCUCGGCCUGAAUUUCUCCAAGGUGCUGAGCAGCCUGGUGGCCCUGAAUAAAGUCACUGCAGAUAUCGGUGUGGGCAGUGAUUCGGUGUGCGCCCGACACUCUUCCGCCCUACGCAUCAAGUCCUUUGAGUCGUUGUCCUCUCAGGCUUCACUGGGCCGAUCCUCCAAGCUGCUGCAGAACCAGUUUCGAAGCCUGGACAUGUCAGAGAACAGUGGACAGCAGCUGCUGGUGAAGGCUCGUUUCAACUUCCAGCAGACCAACGAGGAUGAGCUCACCUUUAACAAGGGUGACAUCAUCAACGUGACCCGGCAGGAGGAGGGCGGCUGGUGGGAGGGAAUGCUCAACGGCAAAACCGGCUGGUUUCCUAGCAACUAUGUGCGCGAGGUCAAAGGCUCUGUCUCCCCAAAGUCUGGCACCCUGAAGAGCCCACCGAAAGGCUUCGACACUUCUGUUAUCAGCAAGACCUACUAUAACCUGGUGUUGCAGAACAUUUUAGAAACAGAGACGGAGUAUUCCAAGGACCUUCAAAGCCUCCUUACGAACUACCUGCGACCCCUUCAAAACAUUGACAAGCUGAGCAGCUCCGACGUGGCUCUGAUUCUGGGGAACCUGGAGGAGAUCAGCACCUUCCAGCAGAUGCUGGUUCAGUCAUUGGAGGAGUCUACAAAGCUUCCAGAAAGCCAGCAGCGGGUAGGUAGCUUCUUCCUGAAUCUCAUGCCACAGAUGAAGGCCCUUUACGUCGGUUACUGUUCCAACCAUCCCUCUGCCGUCAACGUGCUGACCCAACAUAGUGAUAUACUGGGGGAGUUUAUGGAGGCGCAUGGUGCAGUCAUCCCAGGGAUCCUAACGCUCACCACCGGGCUCAGUAAACCAUUUAUGAGGCUGGACAAAUACCCCACCUUACUCAAAGAGCUGGAGAGGCAUAUGGAGGAGAAUCAUGCUGACCGACCAGAUAUUCUGAAGUGCAUGGCAUCUUUCAAGAAUCUCUCUGCUCAGUGUCAGGAGGUGCGGAAACGAAAGGAGCUUGAGCUGCAGAUUCUCACUGAGACCAUCCGGCUUUGGGAGGGGGACGACAUCAAGACCCUGGGCUCGGUGAUAUAUAUGAGCCAGGUCUUGGUCCAGAGUCCAAUGUCUGAGGAAAAGAAUGAGCGCUACCUCAUGCUGUUUCCUCACGUCCUCCUCAUGCUGUCUGCUAGUCCCAGGAUGAGCGGUUUUAUAUUUCAGGGAAAGUUGCCUUUGAACGGCAUGAUAGUGACCAAACUGGAAGACUGUGAAGCCCAUAAAAAUGCCUUUGAGCUGAACGGCACAAUGUUUGACCGUCUCCAGGUGGUGUGCGCAAACCAGCAGGACCUGCAGGACUGGGUGGAGCACCUGACGAGACAGAUCAAACACAGCGCCGCCACGGCCCCCAGCCACAAACCGCUCACUGUCCCCUGCCACACGCUUCCAUCUCAUCCACUCACUCCAUCCCGGCACGCUGAGAGCAGGGCCAUGACGGUGGCUCCCACCUACCACACCCUGCCCCACCCGUCCUCUCAUGGAACAUCCCACAGCACAAUGACGUGGGGCCCCCUGGAGCCCCCAAACACUCCCAAACCCUGGAGCCUGAGCUGCCUGCGGCCUGCGCCGCCGCUACGGCCCUCUGCUGCACUCUGCUACAAAGAGGAUCUUAGUAAAAGUCCUAAAAGUGUGAAGAAACUUCUUCCUAAACGUAAACCUGAGAGAAAACAGUCUGAGGAGGAAUUUGCUGUGAGGAAGAGUACGGCUGCUCUGGAAGAGGACGCCCAGAUCCUGAAAGUCAUCGAAGCGUACUGCACCAGCGCCAAAACCAGGCAGACUCUCAACUCCAGAUCGCGACCCGACACGGGGCUGCAUGUGAUCAUCCCUAGUGACGAGAAAGUUUUUCUAGACGAUCCAAACCGCAACGGACAAAGUGCACUGGAAGAAAAGAGUCUGGUGGAUGUGGUUUAUGCCCUACGGGAUGAAGUUCAAGAGCUGAAACAGGACAAUAAGAAGAUGAAGAGGUCGCUGGAAGAGGAGCAGAGAGCGCGCAGAGAUCUGGAAAAAGUCGUACGGAGAGUGCUGAAGAGUAUUAACGACCCGGCGUGGGAUGAGACUAACCUGUGAUCUUCAUCGGUCCGAUCCACCUGUAGCUUUGGCAAAGAAACAAAUGUCAAAUGGACAUGAUGCAAAAUUUAUAUUGUGCACACUGGUUUAAAAAAGGUACAAGCUUGUUCUGUCAGCAGGAUAAAGAGUAGAUGUAAAAGGUGUUGCAGUCAAUGAGGACAGAAAUUUGUGUUGACCAUCGUCCCCCUAAUUACAUUCCUUUAAGCAAAAAGAAAGUAUUUAGAAAAAAAUAAUUCUUCCCAUUUAUCAUUUCAAGAUCUACCACCAGGAUCAACUGGAAAAGAGACUUUUGUUUCCCUCCGUUUGUUUACAGUCUGACAGGACGACCAUCAUGUGCUACAUAAACGGUACUUUAAUGGUGUUUAUGGUCCCUCAGGCUUUGGACAAGUUUCUACUUAAACAAUUCCACUUAAUAACCUUUCUAAUGUUAUUUAAUGUUUUAUUGAAUCAUUUUUGCAGGGAUCUUUGACACAGCCUAGAUCUGUUGUUUUUUUAUAAGCCUGUACUGAUUUUUCUUUUUUUAUUUCUCAUCUGUUGUUUUUGUUGUUUGACCACUUUGCAGUAUGGCCUUCUCAGUGAAUUGUACAGAUAUGAAGCUAGUACUGUGUGAUGUAAAUACUGCUAAAACAUGAGCCCUUUCCUUUGGAAAAUAAAUGUUUAUCAG